Molecule: messenger RNA, 1325 nt
Organism: Carassius auratus (goldfish)
Lineage: Eukaryota; Metazoa; Chordata; Actinopteri; Cypriniformes; Cyprinidae
Gene: smim22
Product: small integral membrane protein 22
Exons: 4
Coding region: 196-438 (80 amino acids)
Biological process (GO): regulation of cell population proliferation
Source: RefSeq, a predicted model, not a curated record
GCACUCUUGUUAAUAUUUUGUCAGCACCACAUUAAAGGCAACUGAAUUUAUUCUGACUAGGUAGAUUCAUGUAAUUUUGUGCAAUCAUCCCACUUCCGCUAAAAAACAUCUUGAGCUGCCCUCAGAGCGACAGGUGUAACGCAGAAACCCGGAAAUACGACAGACGAAAACAACAGGAAUCUUCUCACUGAAGUCAUGGAUAAGAACAUACAACAGGAUUUUGAGAACCAGUUCAAUGAUGUGGUCUCAAGACUUCAAUCAAAGAAGAUGUUUCAGUCAGACUGGGACAUUGCCUCUUUCGCAGUUUUCUUCAUCUUUAUAGGAAUGGUCCUGUUGCUGGUUAUCUUGGUUCUCAUCCGCUGCUGCUGUUGCUGCUGCUGUGAUGAGAAGCCAAGAAGACAGAAGGUGGGCAUCGACAAUAUGGGAAUGGAGCCCUGAUCUUCCAGAAACAACAGGCACCAUUACAUCCACUUUUUUUUCCUAUCAGUUUUGCCACCUAUCCUGUUUAUAUGUGAACAAGUAAAAUAAUAGAGGUAGGAGAAAAAUAUUUUAGGUAGAUACUUCCUUAUAGGGAUGAUAAAAACUAAAAACUUUUCCUACUGUGUAAAAAUGCAGUUAAUAUUUACCCUGGAAAUCAAUCACAUGAUUGAAGUUACAUUUCAUUGUAGAUACUAAUCAUUUCAUCAGAGAGAACAGAUUUUAAUAUACAAGCAUGCACAUCACUUUUGAAGACAUUGGUUACUUUCUGGUUACACACUUUAUUGAAGCAACUUUCCGGGAUAGAACCAAUGCAGGCCCUUGACAAAUGGCCUCUAUUGAAAAGAGCUUGUUUUUAGUUGUCCAUUGAACAUCAUGUUUAAUCUGUUAAUCUUGUAUCUGGCUGUUAAGACUGAAUCCACUUAACCUACACAUUUUCACUGAAUUAGCCUUGUCCAAGUGUUUUUAGUAGAUUUCUUUCAAAUGCUUGACUUUUAAAUCUUACAUACACACAUACAUUUUAUAUAUAUAUAUAUAUAUAUAUAUAUAUAUAUAUAUAUAUAUAUAGAGAGAGAGAGAGAGAGAGAGAGAGAGAGAGAGAGCGCCUACACACUACAGAAGAGGAGAAAAAUAACUUGACUGAUGAGACUUCUCAGAUUUUAGAAAAUGUAAACUGAUAAGUGAUGCUUUACUUGUGAAAACUGUACCAUUGAAAAAAAAAAAAGUGUCAAUAUUUAACUUUUUUAAAUGUACAUGUACCACAUUGUAUAAAUUUGUAGACUUUGUAAACAAAAAUAACACAUACAUACCUUCAUAUUAAUAGCAAAUAAAAUGUACCUUUCCCUAAA